AUGGAGUUUGCCAGGAGAGGCGCAGGAGCCGUUGUGCCCUGGCGGUGGGCGUCCAGGGCCCGGCUGCUAGCAAAGCGGCACCCUGGCUCUGCCUCUGCCGAGGAGAUCCUCCCGGUCGUGGGAGGAGGUGCUUCUCCGCAAUUCUCUGCGCGGGCCCUCGGCCAUCUUCUUGCAGCGGUCGCCCACGUGACGGGCCACGGCCAGCCCCCUGCACGCCUCCGGAAGCUGCGUUCCCCGUGCACGUGCUGCGCCUCCGCCCCAGCCCGCUUGCUCUCCAGACUCCGCUCAGCUUGGAGCCGAGUUGUUUGUCCCGCGAGCUCCGCGAUCCUCCGCCCUCCCUGCAUCGUUUCCCUGGACGGCUCUUCUUUCUCUGCUUCGGGAGAGCGCGAGGCUGCUUGGAAGUCACCACGGCCCGCGGCCUCUCCCGGUCACUUCACCCUGGCACAUCGCCUCCCAAGCAGCCCCUUUGCUCUCCUUGAACUGUGUCGACUCAUCACUAGGAGCACCACCACCGCAGUGCGUUCCAGGAUGUCCCGGCAAAACCUGCGACUCCCAGCACCCGAGCCACACUUUCGUACAUCACCAGCAGGGCAGCCCACAGCUCUUCCAGGACCCGCUGGGGAGACACUUCGGUGGCCACCAGCCGGCCGUCCAUGUCCCUCAAGGGCCUCUUAG
This is a messenger RNA of Prionailurus viverrinus (fishing cat), 675 nucleotides long. RefSeq lists its product as uncharacterized. The transcript has 5 exons. The record is from RefSeq and is a predicted model, not a curated record. The coding region runs from base 1 to 675 and encodes 224 amino acids. Lineage: Eukaryota; Metazoa; Chordata; Mammalia; Carnivora; Felidae.